GAGCGGAGGCCGGGCCAGGCGGCGGACCAUGGACGUCUCGGGCCAGGAGAGCGACUGGCGCAGCGCCUCCUUCCGCCAGAAGCUGGUCAGUCAAAUUGAAGAGGCAAUGAGGAAAGCCGGAGUAGCCCACAGUAAAUCCAGCAAGGACAUGGAGAGCCAUGUAUUCCUGAAGGCCAAAACCCGGGACGAAUAUCUUUCCCUUGUGGCCAGGCUCAUUAUCCAUUUCCGAGACAUUCAUAACAAGAAAUCUCAGGCAUCUGUUAGCGAUCCCAUGAACGCCCUACAGAACCUCACAGGUGGACCCCCAACUGGAGCGACUGGAAUUGGGAUGGCGUCUCGGGGCCCAGGCCAAUCACUGGGCGGGAUAAGUGGGCUCGGAGGAGUGGGCCAGCCAAUGACCCUCUCGGGACAGCCACCACCUGGCACCUCAGCAAUGCCCCCUCAUGGUAUGUCUCUUGUUUCUGCCACCACUCAGCUGACCCAGCUCCAGCUGCAGCAGGUGGCUCUUCAGCAGCAGCAGCAGCAGCAGCAGCAGUUCCAGGCCCAGCAGCAGGUAGCCCUGCAACAGCAGCAGCAGCAGCAGCAGCAGCAGUUCCAGGCCCAGCAGAAUGCCAUGCAGCAGCAGCAGCAGCAGCAGCAGCAGUUCCAGGUGGCCGUGCAGCAGCAGCAGCUGCAGGUGGCCGUGCAGCAGCAGCAGCAGCACCUGCUGAAAUUCCACCAUCAGAGCCAGCAGCAGUUGCAGCAGCAGCAGCAGCAGCUGCGGAUCGCCCAGCUGCAGCUCCAGCAGCAGCAGCAGCAGGCCAUGCAGCCCCAGCAGCCGCCCCAGCAGCCUCCGCCGUCCCAGGCACCGCCGCCCUCCCAGGCCAUGCAGCAGCUCCAGCAGCUGCACCACCAUCCGCCACAGACGCAGGCGCCGCCGCCCCAGCAGCAGCAGCAGCAGCAGCAGGUGGCUCAGACCCAGCAGCCCCAGCUCCCACCGCAGGCACAGCCGGCGCAGCCGCUGGUCCCGCAGGCCCAGUCGCUCUCCGGGCAGAUGAUGCUCACCCCGCAGCAGCUCAAAGUGAUGCAGGUCCGAGCCCAGAUGGUUGUGCAGCAGGCCCAGCAGGCCCAGCAGCAGCAGCAGCAGCAGCAGCAGCAGCAGCAGCAGCAGGUGGCUGCAGCCCAGGCAGCCCAGGUGGCUCAGAUGGCCGCCGCCGCCGCCGCAAUGAUGACUACAGCCGUGCCCCGAGGUGGGACGCAAAUAAGACCACGGUUCCCGCCUGCCACUGCUGGGUCCGCCACACCACCCAUCGCCUUCCCUUUGGGCGGACAGCCAGUGCCACAGGUCAACCAGGGCAGCAUGACCAUGAUGUCUUCACCAUCCCCUGUCCAGCAAGCCCAGACCCCCCAAGCGAUGCCGCCUCCCCCACAGCCAUCUCCCCAGCCUGGCCAGCCCUCCUCGCAGCCCAACUCAAACGUCAGCUCUGGUCCUGCUCCGUCUCCUAGCAGUUUCCUGCCCAGCCCCUCUCCACAGCCUUCUCAGAGUCCAGCUUCUGCCCGCACUCCACAGACCUUCAGUGUUCCGUCCCCCGGGCCGCUCAACACCCCCGUGAACCCCAGCUCGGUCCUGAGCCCAGCCAGCUCCAGCCAGGCUGAGGAGCAGCAGUACCUGGAAAAGCUGAAGCAGCUGUCCAAAUACAUUGAGCCCCUCCGGCGCAUGAUCAACAAGAUCGACAAGAACGAAGAACGGAAGAAGGAUCUCAGUAAGAUGAAGAGCCUGUUGGACAUUCUUACAGACCCAUCCAAGCGGUGUCCCCUGAAAACACUCCAAAAAUGUGAGAUUGCUCUGGAGAAGCUGAAGAACGACAUGGCUGUGCCCACCCCUCCACCACCUCCUGUGCCGCCCACCAAGCAGCAGUACCUGUGCCAACCCCUCCUGGAUGCGGUUCUUGCCAACAUCCGUUCCCCGGUCUUCAACCAUUCCCUGUACCGCACGUUUGUGCCAGCCAUGGAGGCCAUCCACGGCCCUCCCAUCACAGCUCCAGUUAUCUCCCCUCGGAAACGUAAAUAUGAGGAUGAUGAAAAACAGACGAUCCCAAACGUGUUACAAGGAGAAGUGGCCCGACUGAAUCCAAAAUUCUUGGUGAACCUGAACCCCUCCCAUUGCAGUAACAACGGCACUGUGCAUCUCAUCUGUAAGCUGGAUGACAAGAACCUCCCCAGUGUCCCGCCGCUGGAGCUCAGUGUUCCUGCAGACUACCCAGCCCAGAGCCCUCUGUGGAUAGACAAGCACUGGCAGUACGAAGCCAACCCAUUCCUUCAGUCUGUGCACCAGUACAUGACUUCCAAGCUGCUUCAGCUCCCCGACAAGCACUCGGUCACUGCUCUCCUCAACACAUGGGCGCAGAGUAUCCGGCAGGCCUGCCUCUCGGCCGCAUAGUCCCCUCCCCUCCAGCCGGGCCAAACCUCAGCAAGAGGAGCCUCGUGGCGGGGGUAGCCAGGUGGGGCUCACCGGAGAGCCGGCCGGUAGAUAU
Messenger RNA from Vombatus ursinus (common wombat), 2513 nucleotides. It is a transcript of the gene MED15, whose product is annotated as mediator complex subunit 15. The record is from RefSeq and is a predicted model, not a curated record. Gene Ontology annotation, molecular function: transcription coregulator activity. NCBI's taxonomy places the organism in Eukaryota, Metazoa, Chordata, Mammalia, Diprotodontia, Vombatidae. Bases 29 to 2419 code for a protein of 796 amino acids. The transcript has 18 exons. Gene Ontology annotation, biological process: regulation of DNA-templated transcription.